Messenger RNA from Amblyraja radiata (thorny skate), 3478 nucleotides. Its product is annotated as phospholipid phosphatase 3-like. NCBI's taxonomy places the organism in Eukaryota, Metazoa, Chordata, Chondrichthyes, Rajiformes, Rajidae. Gene Ontology annotation, cellular component: plasma membrane. Gene Ontology annotation, biological process: signal transduction; phospholipid metabolic process; phospholipid dephosphorylation. The transcript has 6 exons. Gene Ontology annotation, molecular function: phosphatidate phosphatase activity. The coding region runs from base 777 to 1730 and encodes 317 amino acids. The record is from RefSeq and is a predicted model, not a curated record.
GUUUAUGUGUGUGAGUUGUGUCUGUGCGAGUGAGUGAGUGUGUAUCUGCGUAUGUGUGUGUUAGUGUGUGAGUGUGUCAGCCACAGAUCCCCGCUCGGUUACAAUGGAACAGCCGGGUGGACAAGGGCUAAGCCCGCAUUAAGUCGUGCCCAAGUGCGGAACGCAGAGUUGUAGAAGUCGCUGGUGUGAAGUUAUUCUGCAGAGCUCUGCCGCACUCUCCCCUCCCCUCCCCUCCCCUCACUUCCCUUCCAAUGUUCGGCCUGCCAAUCAGCAGGAAUGUCCUUCACCCCCCCUCUCCCCUCUCCCGAUAGAGACCGCCUCAGAGUCACCAGGUAAUGAAGUUCUGACCACAGAAACACUCAUACACAUUCUCAGAAGAACAAGGCAGCGAGCAGCGACGCUGGAGUUGCAGCAGCAGCAGCAGCAGCAGAAGCUGGAUCACCAGCAGAUCCCCUGAAAAGAACUUCCAAACUCGUUAAAAAAAAGUUUUCAAAACUUUUUCUCGUUGAAGAAAAGUUUCUGAAGUUAUUGGGAACAUGGACUGUGUUUGCCUCAGUGUCCAGACGGUGUUUUGAAAGCUGUUGAGACGGAGGUGUGACUCCUUGGCAAGGUUUUUUUGUUGUUGAAUUCUGAAUUCUCUUUUGGGAAAAAAAAAUUUGCAACGUCUUUGAGAGAGAGGGAGGGAGAGAGGGAGAGAGACGUCUGAGAACUAACGGAGACUGCACGGGCCGGAGAGAGCGAGUGACAAGAGGAGAAGGUGAACUAACAGCCUGGCCAUGUCCAAGUAUAAAGAGGACAGUGAUUACACCCCGACUGCGGCCAUCGUACGUAUCCCCGACAACGGCGAUGCCUGCGACUCGCAGCCCGAGGGCGGAGAGAGGGAACGGAGAGAUGGGGAUACCCCCCGGGGAAGGCGGAUGCUGGUCUUCCUCGACAUGAUCUGCAUCGUUCUGGCCUCCCUGCCCUUCUUCAUGGUGGAGUUCAACCUCGUCAGUCCCUACCACCGUGGCUUCUACUGCGACGACGAGGCCAUCACGUACCCACUGAAGGUGUCGGAGACAAUCAGCGACACCGUGCUCUGCAUUGCCGGCAUCUUAAUCACCGUGGUUGCGAUCGCCUUCAGUGAGAGUUACAGGAUCCGAUGCCUGAAGGAGAAGACCAAGUCGUUUGUCUCCAAUCCCUACGUCUCGGCCAUCUACAAGCAGGUUGGCUGCUUCCUCUUUGGCUGUGCCGUGAGUCAGUCGCUCACCGAUCUGGCAAAGGUGGCCGUGGGCAGGCUGAGGCCCAACUUCCUGUCCGUCUGCAAGCCCGACUUCUCCAAGAUCAACUGUUCCCGGGGAUACAUCGAGGUUUACGACUGCAACGGAACGGACUCGGCAGUCACUGAGGGCAGGAAGUCGUUCUAUUCGGGCCACGCCUCCUUCGCCAUGUACGCCCUUCUCUACCUGGCGUUUUACCUGGAGGCCCGGUUCACCUGGAAAGGUGCGCGGCUGCUGAGGCCCCUGCUGCAGGCCCUCCUAGUCAUGAUGGCGAUUUACACUGGCCUCACCCGCAUCUCCGAUUACCGGCACCAUCCAUCCGAUGUCCUGGUGGGAUUUCUGCAAGGAGCCAUCAUCGCCUACUGGAUCGCAUUCCACAUAUCGAACAUGUUCAAGUUGAAGAGAAAAGUGACAAAGGAAUCGAACAUCAGCUCGGACAAUUCCACACUGACUAACCACACAACGUGUUAGCAUAACGGAGGGCCGGGAGCAUGGGAAAGAUGCCUAUGGUCUGAACAGGUCACCAUUUACUGGACUGGACCAGAGAGUCAACAAGAAGCCAGUGUUGAAGAUCCUUCCACCUUCUAAUCUCCAGGAUAGUCUCCAGAUACGGCCUCGCUCUUGUUAUUCUUUUCUGGCUGGUCCCUAAAUCUCAGCGGCCAUCACCUGGAUUUCCCCUGGUGUUGUGGCCUGACGAUCUAUAUAUCAUUCAGUUUCCCCUUCUGGAGGCCAGUGGAUCUCAGACCAUUAGCGCAGCCUUGAAGUGCCCGACGUCCUAGAAUCGUGGGCCCUGUGGAAACUGAGCAACUUAAAGCUGUGAGCAACAAUGUAAUCUGUAAAUAUCCCGAGUAAUUAAUAUUAGUACAAUCUGUGUUGAGCCUUUUGUGAGUGUAUUCUUGUGACUAAAACAAAACCAAGAUUAAGAUAUUACCAGUUAUUCAGUAUUUGGAUAAAGAAAACCUAAUUUCUUUCAAAAGUAAAUACCUGCUUUUAUUAUAUAUAUUUUACACUAAUGGAAUCUGAAUUGUGGAUGGAGGUUAGCUUGAUGCCAUAUUUUAUCAAUGGUCCCCACUUACUCAAGGUGACUGAUCAAACAAACAUGUGUCCCUGCUUUUGAAGGCAUGUGAUAUUGGACUUUGUGACACUAAGCAAAACUGAACAAAAAGGUCUGUGCGGGAAGGAAUUGCAGGUGCUGCUUUAUACUGGAGAUAGGCACAGAGUACUGGAGUAACUCAUCGGGUCAGGCAGCAUCUCUGGAGAGAAGGAGUAGGUGACAUUUGGGAUUGGGACCCUUCUUCAGACUGAAAGUAGAGGUGGGGGAACUGUAGGCGGGAAAGGGCCAGAACAAAUUAAAUUAGGCCUGGCAACAGACGAUCUCAGGCAAGGGUAGCCCAUAAUGGCCCAUUGUUGACUGGGGAAGGGGUGAUCAUUCUUGGCUGGGGAAGAUCUCUUCCCCCCCCCCCCCCCAUCUCUACUUUCUGUCUCAAGAAGGGUUUCAACCCGAAACGUCACCCAUUCCUUUUCUCCAGAGAUGCUGCCUGAAUCACUGAGUUACCUCAGCAUUUUGUGUCUAUGAACUAAAAAUUAGUCGGCUUUGGAAAAUGUUAUGUCACAGGCAUAAUUUUGGACAGAAAUAUAGUUAACAUUGAGGGCCCUGCUUCCGGCAUCCAUUCACCAGAUUGGAUAAUGCUCUGUGGUAGCUGUUUAGGUAUAUUUAAACUAAAUUGUGCAAAAAUGUAGGUUGUGCGAAGGUUUGUAGGCAAAUUGAUUUGAUACAAUUGUAAACUGUCCCUAGUGUGUAGGGUAGUGCUCGUGUACUGGGUGGUCGCUGGUGGGCACGGGCCAAAGGGCCUGUUUUCACUCUGUAUCUCUACACUAACCUAAACAGAAAGUGUCGGAAGGAACUGCAGAUGCUGGUUUAAAACGAAGAUAGACACAAAAAGAGCUCAGCGGGACUGGCAGCAUCUCUGGUGGGAAGGAAUGGGUGACGUUUCUGGUCUUUCUACCUGUAAUUCCUUGUUUCUACCUCUAAACCUUUCCCAACCCAUGCACGUGACCAAUUGCCUUGUAAACGUUGUUAGUAUAUCUGGUUGAUGCAGAUGCUGGUUUAAAACGAAGAUAGGCACAAAGAGCUGGAGUAACUCAGCGGGUCAGGCAGCAACAGAAGGCAGAGUCGAUUCUCAGCUGAAGAUAACCACGCAAAAGCUUUCAUUCACUAA